AUGGGGAAAUUCUCCCUGUAUGAUGACAGAGAAACACAAAUGUUGACUGUGAGUAUUAGAAAUGUAACUGAGCAGGACUCUGGUGAAUACUGGUGUGGAGCUGAAGCAGCCUGGACAUCUGAUCAUGGAUACAAGGUUUAUUUCACACAGAUCAACCUGACAGUUACUGAUCCACAUGUCCCAGUUUCAACCUCGAUAUCAACACAACCUUCAUCAUCAUCAUCAUCAUCCUCAUCAUCAUCAUCACCAUCAUCAUCAUCCUCUUCUGAGCCUACUCCAGCUUCUCCUCCAGCAGGAUUUCCAGUUUCCACUGUGAUCACUGUGUCUGUAAUUCUGCUGCUGCUUCUGAUUGCAAUCUCAUUCCUCUUUGUGAUUCUACAAAAAAGACAGAAGAUGCAAGGAGGUACAGCUUCUACUGGCAGGAGUUCUGUCCAAACCUCAGGAAAUCACCAAGGGGUUCCUCCUGAUAUCUGUUUCUAUGAGGAGAUUAAAGACACCAGACGACUUCCUGCCUCAGACGCUGGAUCUUCUUCAGUUUGCUCUACUGCACAACUACCCACAAUCCUCUCUGAUCCUCAACCUGUUUAUUCAAACACAGAGUUACCCACAAUCCUCUGUGAUUCUGCUGUUUAUUCUACUGCACAACUACCCAUAAUCCCCUCUGAUCGGGACAUCUGCUCCACAGCUCAGUUACCCACACGUCUCUUGGCUGAGAAAUCUGAUGAAGGUCUGACUUACGUAGCAGUGAGUUUUCACUCCAGGGCCACCAGCUCUAAUGAUGCAGUUCCACAGAUUCUCUUUAAGAAGGAAGAGGUCUCGUGUGAUUAUGAUACAGUCAGUCAUGUUACUUCAUGAGGCUAGUGUCUCAUCAUUAGGACUCCAACCAUGUGGCACUGGAACUCUACCGCUUUGUUUAGAUUCUUCUUCCUCUUCUUCUUCUUUUUCUUCUUCUUCUUCCUCUUCUUCCCCUCCACAGCUUGAGCCCAAAACAAUAUCUGAAGCAAAAUCCAGUAAUGUGCCUGAACAGAUGCACUGAAGAUAUCUGUAUCAGAUGUUAUAGUGGUGAGAUAGCACCACAAUUGGCUGAAAAUUCUUGUUUCUCAUCAUCAUUAGAAAGCCCAAAGCCAUAAGUACCUACUUCAGUUCUGAGCUAUUGUUCACGAUGUGUGAAUCUUAGGGCCCUUUUCCCCUAAAGUAUAGAUUCUACACAAUUUUAUCCCCAAUAAUCCAGUCAGUAUCUCAUUUUGGUGCUUGUACAAUGCUGACCAACUGACUGCAAGUGAGUCAAGUCAUGUAGUUUCAGUGUCAGCCAUGUGUCAGCUAUUCUGUGUGUGAAAGUCAUGUAGUGUGAACACCGCCAAAGUGCGGUAAGAGCAGUGAGAACAGGAACCUCUGACCAAGUAUGAUUUUACAAGCCCUUUUCUGCACGUCUUCCUGUUGUUCCUCUUCCUCAAGCUUCCUGUUGGCUGAGGUCAACAUGUGGUCCUCCUGACUGUCCCAUCUCAAGUUACCCUGGAUGAUAACCCCCAGGACUUUGACUAUGUCACAAACGUCCAAUAUGUUCUGAUCAGUGGAGAGGCUCGGCCUGGCCGGUCUAUGUCUCAUGCUGGUAACGUAAAACUUUACAUUUCCUUGAGUUGAGUUUCAUUUUAUGUUCCUCUACCCAGUUGUUAAGACCAUUCAGGGUCUGUCCAGAGGGUACAGGGUAGUUGGGGUGUCCACAUCUGGGCCAAUGUCAUAUCAUCCACAUAUUUCCAGUAAUCUGUUCCAUCCAGGAGAGCACUGUUAAUCAGCGUUAAGAAGACUAUAAGCCCUAGUACGAAUCCCUGUGCAACUCCACAUGUUUGAUAUUCCCAAUCAGAGAGAUAUCCCUGAUGAUGCACUUUUUGGCGAUGGACAGUCGUGAAGCUGCAAAUUCAAGAGAUUAGGUCCGGUCUCACUGCACGAUCGAGGAGGCCUUGUACUGUCACUGUGUGAUCUACAGCAUCAAAUGCCUUGGCAAAAUCCGUCGUGAUUAGUGUGCACACUGAGCCCGAAACAUCACAGGCCUUGUACACAUCAGUCCAUCAAACUAACUAGACUGUGUGUUGUGGAAUAUUUUGUUGUGUUACAUGGGAUCUAAAUUUGGCGUGAUGUCAUUCAGAAUCCAGUGCGCAGCAAUCUGUUCACAAAUUUCAUGAGUGGUCCACUUACUUCAAUGGAUUUCCUUAGUUCAAGGAAACUAGAAAACUUGGGCUGUCAUGGUCCACAAGGGAAAUUCCACCUUGGGCCACUAGAGGGCACCCUGACUUCUUGUUCUAUUGUCUCACUGAUUUCCUGUCUCAGUCAUGCCCACCUGUUUGUUAUUUCUUGAUUAGUUGUUCUAUUUAAGCUCCUUGUGUUCUCACUUUGUUUGCUGGAGCAUUAUGUUCAUGUUAUGUUAAGUUUUGUUAGUUCCAUUUGAUGUUUGUACUAGGCAUAGUCUUUUUGAUAGUUUAAGUAGUGUUUACUUUCUGGUUGUUUUGGUUGUUUUGCAUUUGUAUCCGCCUCCAUGGACUCGUCUUCGUGACGUGGGCUGGCCGGAGUGGCCUAAAACAAAACGUGUCCAGUUUUGUAAAAGAAAUGGUGUGAGAUCAGUGCUUUGAAAGAAUCUUGUAUUGUCUUCUCUAAUAGUUGCAGAUUGUGGUUCAGUUUCUUAUUCAUUUAGUCUUUUCAUUUAAUUUUUUAAAUAAUUUAUACGUGUACUGAUAUAAUGUUGCUUUUCAUGACUUUUUUAUUUUAUUUGCUAAAUUAUUACAAUAAAUAUAACUCUGAAACUUU
Ictalurus furcatus (blue catfish) is the source of this 2799-nucleotide messenger RNA. RefSeq lists its product as uncharacterized. The record is from RefSeq and is a predicted model, not a curated record. The transcript has 5 exons. NCBI's taxonomy places the organism in Eukaryota, Metazoa, Chordata, Actinopteri, Siluriformes, Ictaluridae. The coding region runs from base 1 to 855 and encodes 284 amino acids.